Messenger RNA from Galleria mellonella (greater wax moth), 5723 nucleotides. It is a transcript of the gene red, whose product is annotated as lysM and putative peptidoglycan-binding domain-containing protein 2. NCBI's taxonomy places the organism in Eukaryota, Metazoa, Arthropoda, Insecta, Lepidoptera, Pyralidae. Bases 48 to 713 code for a protein of 221 amino acids. The transcript is spliced from 4 exons. The record is from RefSeq and is a predicted model, not a curated record.
UUUUAUUCUGCAAGUGGACUACGCUGUCAUUUUCGUAUACGUCAAAAAUGGAGGAAGAACGUCUUUUUGAUGAGAGAGUUUCAAUAAGAGAAUCUGCAAGACCUCUAAAAAAAUACGGAAGUACAUGCAACCACAUGAAGAGGAAUGAUGAAUACAUUAAGCAUAUGCUGUCAAAAAGCGAUACGCUUCAAGGAAUCGCUUUGAAAUAUGGAGUAACUAUGGAGAAAAUAAGGAGGGCAAAUCGUUUGUUCGCAACGGACAGCUUGUUUUUAAGGGAAUACUUAUUGAUUCCUGUGACUAUGGAUUCACCUUUUUAUGAGAAUGGGGAGCGUGUGACGGAACCGCCCCCGCCGAGUCACCGCGCUUCCAUUGGGGGAAUGCCCACUAGAGACUUCUCCCCUGGUAGCCCUGACGAGAAGAAGAGUUUCGACGACUUUCUAAACAGAUUGGAUUCCUCCCUUGCUGACAUAAAGAAACAUGUCGAGAAAACGAAGGAAAAUAGCGAAUUCGUGAAAGACCUCGAUAGUGAAUUUGUGAGGCAUCGUCCAACCGCGAGACUCCGCCAGUCGGCGUCGCUAGGCGCGUCCACGUCGUACAACGAGGUGAUCCCGCCGCCCCUGCCGCCACCGUCGUCGGUGCUCACCCAGGGCCGCCGUGUCGACACCUCGCUCAAGCGCCUCGAGAGAGCACACGACGAUUUGUUUCAAUUGUAGCGGCCGAGGCAGCGCAGAUAUGCGCGGUUCCAAUGAGCGCGAUGGUCCCGCCCUGUGCUGAGGUCACAGCGCCCGGAGUAUCGCUCGCGUCCCAACACCGACGCCGAGGCAAAGAACUGAUAUAUUCAAGUACAUGGUGUAUAUAUGAGGCCACAUGGUGAUAUUAGAUAGUAAAUGUGCUAAAUUGUUUAUACUCGCGUCGCUUUUACAAUAGCGGAUUAAAACGACCUUCUACUAAUAAAAUUGGGGUCUCAGGCGAAAAUUAAGGCCUGUCAGAUAUAUGAAGUUAUCAGCUAGUGCUUGAUAACCUAGAUGUUCGUACGAUUGUUUAUUGCGACGUUUGCUAUUGUUGUUUUACUUAUUAAAAAAAAUAGAGAUCAGAAAAAUAAUAUAUUUUUAAAUUGUAAAAAAUCAUAAUAUUUAUGAAUUAGUGAUUAGAAAUGUUGAACUAUACUAUUCAACAUUUAAUUAUAUGACUAUAUAAAAUAUACAUAUAAUAAAAUCAGAUAGAGAAUAGCUCCAAUGUAGACAAUCCUAUUUGUGCAUUAAUUAAAAAAAAAUCGAAUAGAUUAUAUAGCCAGUUGACAUUCAUUUUCUGUUGCUGGAUUUUAGGGUAAUUUUUUUUACUAUACCAUAUUUUUACAAUUGCACUUGUGAUAUUUUCGUAUAUCUGUUUACAGACCCAUUUCAUAUUUAAUCACUUUAAAUAUUUGUAUAAAAAGACUCGUGGGACAAUAGUAAUAAAUGCAGUUAUGAAAUCAAUAAAAAAAUAAAUACUACACGCAGAAAUUAACUUGAGACUUUGGUCAGGUGAUGUAAAAGUACUGAGUGUGAAAAGAGAAGAAAACAAUAAAAAUAAUUGUUAUAAGAGAUGAGUGUGCACGUGUUUUGUUAAUUUGCUGUCUGUGGUAGAGAUGGAGAAGCAUAUUAAAACUUAUUCACUUGUGAACUAUUAUAGCCAAUGAUUAUUUUUUAAUGGUAUAAUUGUAUAAUUUUUAUAAAUUAUAAUAUCAUUUAUAAUAGAGUGCUUAAAAAGUUUUUUCACAUAAAAUAAUAACGUAACUGUUGUUAGUAAUAAUUUUUGUUUAUUUUUAUUUUUUACUUAAAACAAUGACUAUUGUUUUGUUUAAUUCAUUAUUUUGAAUAAAACGCUUAAAAAGCUUUUUCAUAUAAUAACAAAACUAUUGUCAGCAAUAUUUUUUGCUUACUUUUAUAAACUGUUUGUGCACUUUUCAAACGCUUUCAGUCUUAACGUUUAUCUCUAAACUAUAGAGUUAUUGAUUGUUUGAGCUUCAAAUAGUGUGGGGAAUGAUAGUGGAACGUGCAUUCCAUACGGGUCUCAGUAAAGAAGUCUCAAGAGGCUGUCCUUACCAAGUAUCGAUUUGUUGUAAUCUCUAUGUCAAUACUUUGCAUAGGACUAUGUUAUUAUCUAGUCGUAAGUACUUCAAAGCAACAUAUUGCAUACAUCAUAUCUUAUAGUUUUGCACGAAGCACACAUUUUUGGCAUAACUCGACUAGAUGGUGCAAUCGUGUCUUAUGUACGUAAUAAUUAAAAAUGACAAACUAUGACAGGAGAGAGCGACGUUGUGAUUCUUAGCAAGGAUGCCCUCUUAAUUUCUGCGUAUAACAUACAUUUAUUCUAAUUAAUAAUAAUCGUUUAUUAAAUUUAAGUAUAAUAAACAUCGUUGAAUUGUUUCAUGCACCAAUUUUUUAUAUCAUAUCGCAUCUAGUCUCCUUAUGUUGUAACAAUAUUACCUAUUUGUACACAUGUAUUUAUAUUGUCCAUUUACAAUUUAUGUGUAUUAUAUGUAUACAGUUUAUUUGUAUAUUAAAUAUUUUGUAUACUAAUAGCUGAUAGCUCUCACACAUGUAACACUGUUCGAGAUAUCCAUUUGAAUAGAUAUCGAAAGUUAGUCGUAAGAAUACUAAUCAAGUCAUAGAGUUGAUUUAACUUCUUAAAACUUACCUAAACUAUGUACUUUUUUGUCGGAUCCCUGUUCCUAUUUUUAUUGAUGCAGAAAAAGAAAAGAAAAUAGAAAGAAAAAUCAAUGUUUUUCGGAUUAACGCAUUGUCGGAAGAAGACUUACUGCGCCUGAUCCCAAAUAAAUUGGAUAAAGGAAAAGUAAGAUGUAAAUAUAAAUAAAAUAUGUAAUCAUUAAUAGUCCAUUUUACAGAUUUAACACGAGGCAAUGUUAACUGGGCCUUAACUCGUUGAAGGCAAUAUACGUGGUGAAAUCGAAAUCGGUAGCAUCCUUUUAACGGUGUGUUCUACAAGUGAUUCUGAUAUUUUUCAUUCGGUUAACGUCAGAGUUUAAAAUUUUUUGACGGUUUUUACAUCAACAUUUCUUUAGGAAUUCAGCUUUACUUAUAGGACAUGUUGUUAUCAGGAUGUUAAUUACUUGGAUUUUAAUCUGUAUGUUAUGUGUUAAUAUGUCUCAGUUUCAUUUCGACAAAUAAAAUAUUAGUUAAUUUUAUUCAUUCGUUGUGAUUAAUUAUUUUAAUGCAUGUUUUAUUUUAUAUCACGAAUACUUAACAAAUGUGGGUAUGUAUGCAUUUAUUAUAAUUUAUGUCUUAGAAAUUACAUAAACUAUAUUAUAGUACACUUCUUAAAAAUUGCAUAUUAUUAUUUGAAAAUUAUUCUAAGAAGAUUUGAUGCAUUAAUUAUAAUCGAUUAAACUUUUUGAUGUUGUAAAUUUUUUAUCAUGUCAAUAAUCAGUGUAAACUAAAUAAUAUUUUAAAUAUAUUUUAUCCUUUAAAGCUCUGUAUUGUGACUUGUUAUGAGGUUAUUUUAUUAGAUCUACUCUUCUAUAACUGUUCAUGUAUCUGCAUCCUGGAAAUUAUGUCCUAUUUCCAUCUCUACAGUGUUCAAAUUCUUAUAAACAGAAUUAUGUUAACAGAUUUAUAAAAGUGUACUUUUGUAUUGUACCUUUAUUUUCUUAUCCGAAUACAAUAUCUUGUUUCUGGAUCGGGAAAUGUAUCUGUUUUUAAUUUUACAUUAUUACUAUUAACUCUGUAAGUAUAUAUAAAAAUGGAUGUUUGUAUAUAUGUAUACAUAUAUAUAAAUAUAUGUUUAUUGGCAUUAUAUAUUUUAUUCACUUAGAAUUUUUCCAUCAUCUAUUUCUUUGUAAUUCCCUUCUAAAUGUCUAUAUAUAUAUAUAUAUAUAUAUAUAUAUAUAUAUAUACACCAGUAGGACAACAGCUGCCAAAUUUUGUUAUAUACUACCACUCUUGAGUCGAGAUUAUGGGCUACGAUUUUGUCUGCGCCCAUAACCUCGCAAAGGUUUGUUUAUUUACCAAUAUUGCUAUUGAUAUUACCGUUUCUAAAGUACGUAAACUUUAUUAUAGACUACAUAAAUAAAUAUGUCAGAAUAUUCAAAGAAACGUGGCUAUAAAAAUGUAUGAUAGGGAAUUAAUAUUAAAGUCUUAUACGUAGAUAUAAUUGUCCAAAAACAUAUACUAUACACUAUGUUGCGAGCGUGCCGUUGUGUGUGUUAAAUAUCAGUGCCUUGUGAUCGUUCAUGUUACUAUCAUACUAUAUGUGUUGCAGCUAUCAAUGUAUUUAUUUAAAAUAAAUUGUGUCUCAACGAAGCGUAAGUUACAUUUUUCAAUGUAUAUUUUUUAUAUAGUGCAGUAAUUUUAUAAGAUUGAUUUAAAAUCGCUGUUUUUAAAAUGAAAUCGAAUAUUAUGUUCCUGUUACUAUCGUAUUGUUUUCUUUAUUUAUUAUAUUUUUAUAUAAAAUAUAAAAAGUAUAAUUAUACCUAUAAUACAAAAAUUUUUAUUAGGCCAAGAAAUUAUUUAUUUUUCAUUUCCGUUAGAGCCCAAGACUAGCUAGCUCUGUCCCUGUUAAAAUACGAACCUAAUUAAACGUUUUUACAUAUUUCAGUAUUAAUUGUUACUGGUCUAACGUUGAAGUUAACUUUUUUAAAUUAGUUCCCUUAUGGGAAUACGAAUGUGACGGUAAUGUUUUGCUAUGAAAUUGAAAAAAAAAAUGAAUGAAUCACAGACUAUGUUAGUCACUAAGAUUAUAUAGAUAGAGUGUCUGCAAAAAAAGGCAUAUUCAAAAAUGUGUCACUUUUUUAUCCAUAUGUCUUUGAUAAUAGAACAACCAUAAUAUACUUUUAUUACUCAAUACAUUGAAGAAUUAAUGUUGUAUAGUUAAUACGAAACAUAAAAACGAUACAAAAUAAAUUAUAUUUUGAUUUAAUAUUUGAUUUAUAUUUGAAUAUAGGCAUAAAAUAUUUUAGUUUUUCGAUAAUUGAAAAUAGCUGCCAAGUUAAUAUAUGUAAUUAAAUUGUAAACAAUAAGCAUGUUUUUAUAUUUGUAUUGUAUCAGAAAAAUAGUUCCCAAUUCUAAUUAAAAAUAACGCUUGUUUUGUUAAAUUUUAAAUCCAAUUACUUGCAACAGUGAAAUAAUGGUGCAUUUUGUUAUUUGUUUUAAUAUAAAUAUAUAUCAAAUUGAGUGAAAUAUAUGUCAGAUUGAGCCAAAUAUCAAAUUAACUGACUAAAUAUUUUGCACGUUUUUGACACUAUGCCCUAUCUAUAUAAUCUAAGCCUAUCAUCAGUCGGCAUAAGAAUUUUUUUUUAAAACAAAUGUACCUUCACAGCCAAGUUACAUACCUUUUAAAUACAGCAUAUAUAAUAAAUAUUUUUUUUUAAAUAUGUUUUGGUGCUAUUGUUGUUAUAUUUUAUUAUAUGAAUUAGCUUUCACAGAUUGUUUGUAAACAUUGUAAACUAUUCUCACUCAACAAGCUUUUGUCUACAAGCGGGAGGAAUUUCUCUAUGAUAAUGAAACGUUCGUGGGCACAAUUACUAUUGUUUUAUAGUAAGUUGUAAAUUAAUUCCUGUAUAUAAUUACAAUUAUAAUACUUAGCUAUUAUAUUGAACAAUUUAUAUGGUAGACAAACGAAAUUGUACUUUAGUUUGCCAGUUAGUGUUUGCUUGUAUUUUUAUAUGUCAUCCCCAUUCAUUUAUGCUAGUUGAGCUUUAAUAAACAAUAUUUUAUUACAUGUUG